AUGGGUGCUAAGUUCUCCAAAAAGGACAUUGAAGAAUUAGAAGCUGCUGCCAAAACAGGAAACCUCGCAGAAAUAGCAGCAAAGCUGAAGGUGUCUGUAGAGUUGAUAGAAAACACCCAACUCCACAUCGCUGUCACGGGAGAGUCGGGCUCCGGAAAAUCGUCCUUUGUCAAUGCCAUCCGGGGACUGGGAGAUGAAGAUGAAGGUUCCGCUGAAACUGGGGUGAUAGAAACAACAAUGGAGCCAAAGGCUUAUCCUCACCCUGUACUCCCCAAUUUAACAAUAUGGGAUCUUCCAGGAAUCGGGACUCCCAAGUUUCAGGCAGACCAAUACCUCAAAGAGGUAAAAUUCAACAACUACGACUUCUUCAUCAUCAUCGCCUCAGAGCGCUUCACUUCCCACCACACCAGCCUCGCCCAGGAGAUUCACAAGAUGGGGAAGAGGUUUUAUUACGUGCGCUCCAAAGUGGAUAAUGACUUGAAAGCUGCAAAAAGGAAAAAUAAUUUCAACAAGGAGAGAACCCUGCAGGAGAUCAGGGAGGACUGUGUAGAGAACCUGAUAGAAGCAGACUUGCAGCUAAAACCAAGUGACCCAUUGUCAGCAGCUGCCAUGCCAACGUUCUCCAAAGAGGACAAUGAAGAAUUAGAAGCUGCUGCCAGAACAGGAAACCUCUCAGAAAUAGCAGUGAAACUGAAAAAGUCUCUAGAGUCAUCAGAAAAUACCCCACUGCACAUCGCUGUCACAGGAGAGUCGGGGUCUGGAAAAUCAUCCUUUGUCAACACCAUCCGGGGACUGGGAGAUGAAGAUGAAGGUUCCGCUGAAACUGGGGUGGUAGAAACAACGUUGGAGCCAAAGGCUUAUCCUCACCCUGUACUCCCCAAUUUAACAAUAUGGGAUCUUCCAGGAAUCGGGACUCCCAAGUUUCAGGCAGACAAAUACCUCAAAGAGGUAAAAUUCAACAACUACGACUUCUUCAUCAUCAUCUCCUCAGAGCGCUUCACUUCCCACCACACCAGCCUCGCCCAGGAGAUUCACAAGAUGGGGAAGAGGUUUUACUACGUGCGCUCCAAAGUGGAUGCCAACUUGUACGCAGCUCAGAUCCGCCGGCCCAGCACCUACAAUGAGGAACAGAUCCUGCAGGUCAUCCGGGAGAACUGCAUCAAGAACCUGAGGGAAGCAGAUGAGGCCUCCCCACGGGUUUUCCUGAUCUCCAAUUGGGAACUGCUUAAAUACGAUUUCCACUUGCUGCAGGACACACUGGAGCAGGAACUGGAUGCUCACAAAAGACUCACUUUCAUCCUGGCCCUGCCCAACAUCUCGGCAAAGAUCCUGGAAAAGAAAAAGGCUGAACUGAAGAAGGAGAUAUGGAAACUAGCUCUUGUGUCUUCUGCUGCUGCUGCCAUCCCUCUCCCAGGUCUUGGUCUUGCUUGUGAUAUUACCAUCCUGGUGACAUCCAUGAGACAUUACUGUAAGGCCUUUGGACUGGAUAGAACCUCACUCACUAAUCUUGCCAACAGGGUGGGAAUGACCGUCCCAGAGCUGAGGGCGGUUAUAAAGUCCCCACUGGCUGCAGAAAUAUCUAAAGAGCUUGUAAUCAAGCUGCUAAGCAAGGCUGCAUGUGGUGCAGCGAUGGCAGCUGAAGCAGCUCUGAGUUUUAUCCCAUUACCAGUGGUGGGGUCUCUGCUAGCUGCAGGAGUUUCUUUCGGGACCACGUACUACAUGCUGCAGAGCUUUCUGAAUGAGGCUGCGGAAGAUGCUCAGAAAGUUCUGAGCAAGGCUCUUGAGGAUGAAAAAUUCAAAUAAGAACAAACAAUCUAGUGCAUCAAAUAUCAAAAAUUCUUAAAGUGAUUGCAAAAAAAUGAGAGAGAGACCAGAUGAGAUUUCCAGGGUUUCUGAUUGGGAUGUUUUAACCAUUGCAUUAAAGAGGCGCUCCAGGGAACUCCAGUUAUACACUCUAUAGGGUUAGCUGAGGAAAUGUUUCUCUAUCACCAGUGCAAAGGGUCUCCUGAAGCAGAUUCAGUGCAGGAAAUAUGUUACCAGGGAACAGCGUCGCCAGCAAGGGAUGUUUUCUGCUUCCAUUUCUGUUUUUCUUUUUCAUUUUUCCUCUGCCAACAAGGGUCAGGUUAAAUGGUUCCUGUCUUCAGCCCCUGGGAAAACAGUUAUUUGGAGAAGUAAGAUGAUGCCCCAGAAAAUCAUCUUCUUUAUUUUCUGUAUUGCUGCAGCAUAAAUCAGUCAUCAAGCCGCACUGGGGUAGGUGCUGUGCAAACAUAUAAAGGGCUUAGCUCAAGUGUGGUGGUCCUUUCAACGUGGAGGUUUAGCUGGCCUGAGAGGCACUAUAGGCUAAAACAUGAGUGACUCCUGCUCAUCAGCUGCUAAUGUAAUGGGGCAAGGGGAGGCAGGGGCCAUUAUUCUUCAUUGACAAACAAAUCUUAUUAAUGCAGAGUUCAGCUUGCCUGGCAAUAGCUCAGCCCUUCCAGAACAGCGAAUUCAGCAAAACUCAAGCCGGUGAACACCAGGAAAUACAGAGUUAGCUACAAGCCCCCACACCCUUAACUCUGCCCUCUUUGAGUGAUGCCCCAGUACACCCCUAACACACAUACUCACCCUCUGCCUUUGCAGAUAGUGCAUGUCCCUCAGGGAACAGGGC
This is a messenger RNA of Mauremys reevesii (Reeves's turtle), 2647 nucleotides long. RefSeq names its product interferon-inducible GTPase 5-like. Gene Ontology annotation, cellular component: membrane. The record is from RefSeq and is a predicted model, not a curated record. Gene Ontology annotation, molecular function: GTPase activity; GTP binding. NCBI's taxonomy places the organism in Eukaryota, Metazoa, Chordata, Testudines, Geoemydidae. Bases 1 to 1803 code for a protein of 600 amino acids. The transcript has 2 exons.